AUGGCGACGAUUCUCUCAAACAAGGAGUUGAAUGAGACACUGCAGAAUAACGAGUCGACAUGUAAUUGGGAUGCGGUGGUGUCCUACUCCCAGCGAGAAAUCAAUCAGCUACUAAAAGAGAAAUGGACGGGUUGGAAGAACCGCAUAAGCCUUGAAUUCACCCUACGUUUCGGAAGCCAUAUCAUUGACAAAUAUAGCAUUUCGCUUGGGCUUCAACUGCUGCAAUUCGAUCUUACCCGGACGCGAACAUGUGCCGAGAUAACACUCUCACUCGAAGGGACCAGGCAACUGAAUAUCGAUGGCGAAGAUGAAAAACCGGAGGAAAUUGCCCCUGGCAGGUACAGACUCAAAACCAUGAUUCCGCUCGCAUCUAUGCACGGAGAAGAGGUAUCAGAAAGGAUCAAGAACAACCUCGUUUUUGAUGACGAGAGUACAGCCGACAGUUAUUCUGCGAUUCAUUUCGAUACUCAAUUUUCUCAUUGGACCGUGAUCAGAAGCAAUCAAGAUGACUCCGACGAGCAGGUGAAUGAGAUCUGUGAAAAUAUCAGGCGCUGGUGCGGAUCGCCCCAGCACAUCGCGAAGAUAAUUGUGAGCCUUGGUCGGGUGCCUAGGCCUAAUGGCUAUGAUUCCGCCUCCUUUUCUCUUAGCCCUAAGACAUUUCGCUUCGCUGGGCAACCUGGUGUGCUUAACAUCUUCAUCGACACUGGAGCCAGCCAACGAGAAUAUGGAGACUGCGAUCCCAGAUUCAGUACUAAUAGUGUAAGCCCAGUGUCGAAACACUCCAGUGCCAGCAUCAUCAUAUCGCGAAAUGUCUUUCAGAACGCAUAUCUGGUUGAGCAGAUUAAAAGCCGGUGUCCGGAGCUUUCAACCCACAAAGGUGUCGUUCCUAAAAGCGUGGAAUCGGGAAUCUCUCUUGAGUUGCGGUAUUCACACAAAACUAUCAUUCGGGGGGACGAAAAAGAAGUUGCCCAUUGGAAAUAUAUCGCCGACGGCGUGGUUGUGGACUUUGCCAAACAUCCUUUGACCCUUGAGGUUUAUGACGAGGCUCCAUACCAAGAACUAAAAUAUAGAUGGAGAUGGAGUUAUACGGGUCAGCUUCCGUAUAUAGUCGUGGAACCGUCUGGGUAUAGGAAUAUUUCGUCCGCAGAUGAAUCCAAAACUCUUGCUACGAUCAAAGACAACGAAAUCGAGCUGAGUCUUAGGAUGGAAGAUUCAGACCAGCCAAAAUGCCAUCUCAUUGGUGCGGAUCGUCAUAUAACACCACACGCUGCGCUUGAAAAACUCAACAUCUCCCUCCCCAGGAUUGAUUACUUUGAGCUUCAGAAUAUUUUGGUUCCAGGGUCACGGUGCAUCGAAAUGAAAACAGUGAUGAUCCCUUAUGACUGUGUCCUCUCAGGGGAUGUACUAUUUUAA
Molecule: messenger RNA, 1413 nt
Organism: Nannizzia gypsea CBS 118893
Lineage: Eukaryota; Fungi; Ascomycota; Eurotiomycetes; Onygenales; Arthrodermataceae
Exons: 3
Coding region: 1-1413 (470 amino acids)
Source: RefSeq, a predicted model, not a curated record